UUAAGUCGGUAUAUUUUACUUCCGGUUUUUAAGCGGGAUCGAAGCACAUGCGACGGCAUAACACCUAACAUGACGAGGGGACAAACAGAAUUGGGUGACAUCACCCAACAUAAUUUAAAGCAGCUUAAAAGGCUGAAUCAGGUGGUGUUUCCAGUUACGUACAAUGACAAGUUUUACAAAGAUGUCCUGGAAGUUGGAGAAUUAGCGAAACUAGCCUACUUCAAUGACAUAGUGGUUGGUGCUGUAUGCUGUAGGAUAGAUGUAUCUGAUGGUCAACGGAGAUUGUAUAUAAUGACAUUGGGCGCCCUGGCUCCCUACCGCAGGCUGGGAAUAGGGACUAUCAUGCUGGAACAUGUACUGAAAAUCUGUGAUACUGAUGGAAACUACGACAAUGUCUUCCUACAUGUUCAAGUGAACAAUGACGUUGCUAUUAAGUUUUAUGAGAAAUUUGGAUUUGAGAUUGUUGAGGAGAAAAAGAACUAUUACAAGCGUAUCGAACCAGCAGAUGCGUAUGUGUUACAAAAAUCCUUUCGUAAUAAACCCUCGGAACAGGAAUCGACAGAUGUCCAGCAGGAAGCUUCCAAGUGAAAUAUGAAUUCAUUGAACAGAACUUCUAAAUACUAGCAUGUGAUACAGCAUGUAUAUUGCACAGAUUGAAAGCAAAACCAGAUACCUGGGAAGGAAUGUGAACCAGAAGCUCAUUAGACAGCAUAUAUUGGUGUGAUAAUUUUCUUUCAUCCUUAAUAUUAAAUGAUAUUGAACAAAUAUUAUUCUUUCUGAAAUAUUUAUGAACAAUUAUAAUUGUGUAUUUUGAAAAUGGUGUUUCAAGUUUACCAUUUACAAAAAAUGUUCCUGCAAUUUGCCCAGGGUUGUUCGAGUAAAAGACAUAUGCCCCCACAGGGAUGGCAUUUUCGGCAGAAGAUCUACCCAUGAGUCUUGCAUUUACUGUAAUGAUUUUGCUAUCUGCUUCAAUAAGCACUUUGUGUUACGGGAAGAUACUUUUGGAAUGAAGUUCUACAGAGAUAAAGGUUUAAGUAGAAAAGUGAAUGUGAGAUUCCUGGAAAGUCGUUUGUCAAUUUACUGAAUAUUUAUAGAAUAAUUUACGAGAUAUGUUUCUAUUCAUUCACAUGGAGAGUACCAAGUCAGAUUUUAUGAGAGAGAAAAACAUGUUGUCUGUGAAUAUUUAUUCAAACGAAAUUAAAUAAAGAAUAUUUCUCAGCAUUUCUGUCACUAAUUGUGAAUAUCACAUAGUUUUCUUUCUCUCUACUGAUGUGUAGUUAGAUUUCUAUAAAUUUGUGCAAAAUUAAAUCAAUAUUGUAUAAUUCAGGGGAAAAUCCCUAAACAUGUUACUGUUGUAAUAAAAAUGACAUACAUUUAUA
Molecule: messenger RNA, 1379 nt
Organism: Pecten maximus
Lineage: Eukaryota; Metazoa; Mollusca; Bivalvia; Pectinida; Pectinidae
Product: N-alpha-acetyltransferase 50-like
Exons: 5
Coding region: 70-588 (172 amino acids)
Biological process (GO): mitotic sister chromatid cohesion
Cellular component (GO): NatA complex
Molecular function (GO): acyltransferase activity, transferring groups other than amino-acyl groups
Source: RefSeq, a predicted model, not a curated record